Danio aesculapii is the source of this 583-nucleotide messenger RNA. It is a transcript of the gene plgrkt, whose product is annotated as plasminogen receptor, C-terminal lysine transmembrane protein. Gene Ontology annotation, cellular component: plasma membrane. The record is from RefSeq and is a predicted model, not a curated record. Lineage: Eukaryota; Metazoa; Chordata; Actinopteri; Cypriniformes; Danionidae. The transcript has 6 exons. Gene Ontology annotation, biological process: positive regulation of plasminogen activation. Bases 99 to 548 code for a protein of 149 amino acids.
UCAGCGCCGUCAGUGCGUCGUGGAGCUCGUGUGUGUGUGUCUAUGUAUGAGUGUGUGUCCUUGGGCUUUAUUAGACUACAGAAUCAUAUUUAUAAAGGAUGGGUUUCCUGCUCUCCAAAGGCAUGGAGCAGAACUUCCAGAAGCAGCAGGAGUUUAUGCUGCUGAACGCACGGCUGCAGCUGGAGCGUCAGCUGGCGAUGCAGAAUCAGAUGCGUGAGCGUCAGAUGGCGAUGCAGCUCGCCUGGUCCAGAGAGUUCCUCAAGUACUUCGGCUCAUUCUUCGGCUUGGCCACACUGGGACUCACUGUCGGCGCUGUUAAGAAAAGGAAACCUGCUCUUCUGGCUCCUGUGGUUCCUCUGAGCUUCAUCCUGGUGUAUCAGAUGGACGCGGCAUACGGGACGAUGCUGCAGCGCAUGCGAGCUGAGGCAGAGAGCAUCAUGGUGUCGGAGUGUGAGCGUCUGGAUGUUCCUCAUGGGAUGCCCACAUUUGAGAGCAUCGAGAAAUCACGCAGAGCCAAAGCUCACCUGACCACACUGACGGAGAAAUGAGGAACACACACACACACAAUACACACACACACACA